Messenger RNA from Drosophila kikkawai, 6723 nucleotides. RefSeq names its product RhoGAP_ARAP and RA_ARAPs domain-containing protein RhoGAP15B (gene RhoGAP15B). NCBI's taxonomy places the organism in Eukaryota, Metazoa, Arthropoda, Insecta, Diptera, Drosophilidae. The record is from RefSeq and is a predicted model, not a curated record. Gene Ontology annotation, cellular component: cytoplasm. Gene Ontology annotation, biological process: positive regulation of GTPase activity; signal transduction. Gene Ontology annotation, molecular function: phosphatidylinositol-3,4,5-trisphosphate binding; GTPase activator activity.
GCCACGGUCAUACCUAUAGCUCCAGCAGAUUUUUUUUUUAAUUGAAACUGAAGACAAAGGCCGCAGAUCGAGCGACUGGCGCUCUGGUCUAUUUUUUUGUUUUUUUUUUCGACGGGUUUUGCUAAACUAUUUCUCUUCUCGGUACGUGUUGUGAUCCCCCAAUAUCCUAUCUUCGGCUACGCCCCUUCCUCGCCCCCAUUCAACAAAAGCGACGAUCUUACAAAAGAAAGACAAAUAAAAACAAUGCGUACGCGGGCCUCUUAGUGUAUGUGUGUGCGAUGCAAGUGAUUCACUCUGCAAAAAUCUAUAGUAAAAUGAAUUAAACCAGCCAGAGUUUGUAAAUAUGUGUCAAUUAAAGAUCGGUCAGUAACAGAUCAGUUCAAUAUUCGUUGGAAAUUGUUCUAAGCUCGAGGGUCUCUUCCGUUUACUCCCUCGUUGCUCUCUUUGACAGUGUAUUACUUUGUUUUCGUUGCUUCUUUAUGUUGUAAAUAACGACCCAUUUAAACAAGCAGAAAUUGCAUACGAGAAAGGAAAAAGGUAAAAAAGAAAGGCGUAGUCAUGGAACAGGCUCGACCCGUGCCCGCUCCCCGCCGCUUCUAUCCGGAAAUGAGACCCGCCAACUACGAAAACAUCGAUAUCAGGACCCCGAAUAAAAGCCAAACUAAUGUCACAUCUAACAGCGGCAAUAACAAUAAUAACAACGACAACAUGAAGAAGUUAAAUAUAAAUGCAGAAAAUUUGCAUGGAAAUUGUUCGGACCAAAAGAUGACGGUGAGUGGUCAGAACAAGUUGAUGCUGCAGCCGAUUUAUGGGCCGGAUGCCAAUGAGAAUGUCCAGGAGCCAAUGUAUGCCACGCCGAUGCCCGCUCCUCGCCAGCGAAUGCCAACGGAAUCGCCAAGCGAAACGGAAGGGAAUCACGAUGGCGAGCUGUCGCCGCUGCGCAUCCUACGUGUUGCUCCACAGGUACCGUCCAAGCCCGAUCAGCGUUCAUCAGUCUGCAGCGAAAUAUCUAGCACCAUGACCGUGGGCAGAACUGACGAGGAUCGGUACGCGUCGAACAUAUCGCUUGACUACAGCGAGAGCUCCCACAGCGGCAAGUUCAAGUCGCAGUCACCCGGGUACGUAGACGCCUUCGAAUCAUCCUCCAUCUAUAAGUCGCAGGAGCACGGGGAGGAUCCAGAAGAAGGUCAGUCGUCCUGCUCCGGGGAACAGUCCGAAAGCCGAGAUAGCGACGAUGACAAAAACCUUUUGCGAUCUCUGGGCACCACUUCAAAGAUGCUGGGCGAAUCCAUCGGUGAGCGGAUUACAUCCAAGGCUAAGGGAGCCAAAAAGCGUCUGGACAAGAACCUUAAGAACUCCACUGAAGCGAUAAGCAAUCUCGGCGCGGAUGCGGGUCGGAGCCUAAAGCACGCCAGCAAGAGAUUUGGCUCGAACUUUAGCAGUCUAGGACGAGCGAAGGACAAGAAUGAUGGCGAUGACGGUGUCGGAGCAGAAGCAUCGUGUGCAACGGAUCUUAGCCGUCGCCAGACGAUGCCUAGCACGGAGGUUUUCAGUUCCAUUCAGUUCUCCAGUCCGCUUAAUCGCAAGGGAGGUCUUCCUGAUUUAAGGCAAGACCAGGACGGCGGCUAUCCCUUGGAGGGCAAGAAGGCGGCUGAUCUGCGCGAGGACGACGGCUGCUACGAAGUGCCCAAGACACAGGGCAAGCCGCCCAGCUAUGAUGAAGCUCUGCGUUCACGUCCUUCGCCCAGUGCCUUGCCAAUGGCCAGGAAUCUUGCCCAGGAUGCCGUCCGACUGGUGCAGCUGCGCAGUCAGCGGCAGGUAAAUGUUCAAUUAAACAGCAACAGUUCCUCCAGCGGCGACGAUUCGCCGCACCCCCUGCCAAUGCCUGCCUUUCCGCCACCCCGCCUGUCGCAGCAGCCCGAGCAGUUCCGCCUGGACGCACUACAGCCGCCGCGGCGGCAGAAGCGGCGUAAAAACUACGAGCACAUCGAGUUGCGACGUCCGCCCGUAAACUCCGAGGAGCUGGAGGAGCUUAACAGGGCGGCGGCGGCUGUUGAGCGCGAGGACUCCUUGCAGAUAUCUGCCAGUAAUGCCGAGGCGGAGUCCAAGGCGCCAAAGCCCGAGCGCAGUGAUUCCUGGGAGUUUUACGGCGACGAAAAGAUUGAGAAGGAAGAGGAGGCCGAUGAUUCCUCUCCGGAACCGGUGUACGCCAACCAUGAGGCAACCUAUGGGAAGCUCUUCGAAAUGGCCACCGCCGGAAGUAGUCGCAGCCAUUUGCUCACUCCCAAUCAAGUGACCGAGCAGCAGUUGGCCUGCAUCAGCGAGAAUGCGGAGGAAGGAGCUGUGGGCGGUGUUCCCCUGCCGCUGGAACUGAUCGAGGAGUUUGAUCCCCUAACUAGCAAGAGCUCCACGUUGGCCAGAUCCAACAAGAGCAAUGAGCUGCUGCUCCUUGAACAUCUCCUCGAGGAUGAAACCUAUGGCACUGUAAAACGCGAGCAGGACAAUGUUAGCAUGUGCACUUCCGAGGAGGAGCCGUCCUCCUCGGUGCCACCGUGCAUCGUAUCAAAGGAGCAGCCGCAAAUAGUUCACCAGAAUUCCCAAUUGCUAAGCGACUGCUUGGAGCAUAUGCUGGACUCUGAACAGGAGACUGCCCGCGACGAGGAGCGAGCCAAGCCCUAUUUAACCAGAAAGCCAGCCAUCGACAAUAAAGACGUGGCCGUGGAUCUGGCCAGUGCUUCGAGGAACCGGACCAAUUGGUUUGUGGCAGAGAACGCCGUUGUCCCUGGUUUUGGUUCAUCUGGCGUACCGACCGUAGCCUCCCCCAUUGAAGGCGACAGCCCGCCCACUUAUCUUGAGGCCGUUGGAGAGGGUGGCAAGGAGAUGGCCGCUAACAGUCAAGAUAACCGUUCCACCAUUGGUUCCCGCUUCAGGCAGACCAUCAACGCCUUUUCCAAUGUCAAGCUACGCAUGGACGCCAUGAAGAGGAAGGCCAGCUUUCGGGCAGCCAAUCAGCGCCAGUCGGACCUGAAGGUGGCUCUACAGAUGGUGCCGCGACCGUGUCUGUCACCCCUCCUCGUUCGAUACGAGGGACCGCUGGUGCGCUUUCCCACGGGUGUCGUGGAGGACAUACUCAAGGAAAUACAGAACCGCAAGGCCAUACUCAGGGAGCGACAGUUUCAGACGUUCCUUGACCAGGAGAUGAAAACGCCAAGGGAGGUGAUACCCCUGGAAACGGUCACCACCCUGCAAUGCGUGAGCAACAGCCGCGUCACCGAUACGACCACUCACUUCUACUGCUUCGAAAUCACCACUUCGCAGCCAAAGAAUGGCAGCGGGGCUGGCGACGCCAUGUCCACGAAUCCCAAUCUCCUGAUGACCAGCAGCUCGUCGGGCAAUGUGAAACAGCAGCGCGUCUCGCACCUCUAUGGCGUGGGCAAGGAGUCGGAGCGCGGCGUAUGGAUGCAAAAGAUCCUCGAGAGUCUUACAAACAGCCUACCAGUGAAGUACUCCUGCCAUUACUACCGCGCCGGGUGGUGCUAUCUCAAGACCUCCAUCACCUCGGAGUGGAGUGGCACUUGGUUGGUGCUUCGCAAGAGCCAACGACGCCUAAUCUUCGUGAGCGAGUCGAACGGAAACAUAGAGAAGCUGGAUCUGCGCAAAGCCAGGUGCAUAGUGCUGAAGGAGAGUGAUGAGUCUAUCGAAAAUCUGCACGUGGAGAGCGGUCCUAUGCUGAUGAUCGACUGUCCACCGUACGCCGUCUACAUGAUCAUGAGUUCCGCGAGGGAGACGAAGAUCUGGCGACACAUCAUCCGCGAAGUGGCGCACAACAAUGGCUUCUCGCUGGGCGACCAGCAACUGACGCGCUACGACGUGCCCGUGAUUGUGGACAAAUGCAUCAACUUUGUCUACAUUCACGGGUCCAUGUCGGAGGGAAUAUACCGUAAGUCCGGAUCGGAAAACUCCAUGCACAAGCUGAUGAGUGCUUUCCGUGCGGAUGCCUUCAAUGUGGAGAUCACCCGGAACGAGUACAACGAGCACGAUGUGGCUAAUGUGCUGAAGCGCUUUAUGCGCGACCUGCCUGAGCGGCUGCUGGGCAAGCUCACGGACAGCUUUGUGUUCGUCACGGAGCUGGCUGUGGCUGCCGAGAAAAUACCCAUCUACAGAGAGCUGCUGGCUAGACUCUCCGCCAUCGAACGCGAGACGUUGCGCCGGAUUGUGGGUCACCUGGUGUUUAUCAACUCGCAGCAGGCCAAGAACAAAAUGAGUGUCCAGAACCUGACCAUGAUCUGGGGGCCAACGCUGCUAGCCAAGAAGAGCGAUGAGCUGGUCUAUUCGCAAAAGGAGGCGGAUGUGCUGAGCGAUCUCAUAGUGUUCUACAAGAAUCUAUUUCCCUGCAGCCCCGAUGAAGUGAAACGGGAACAGGCCAUGCUGGCGUGCCUGCAAAAGUAUUACGCUGCUGCCGAGACGCUCAAAGAUGCCGUGAAGCAAUCGGGCGACAUCAAAAUCUGGAUUUGUCUGAACCCCAAUCCAGGCAAUACCACAGAGGAAAAGACACAGGUGAAUGCGACCAUUUCACCCACAAAGAACGCCUAUGAGCUGUGCCGCGAAUACUCCGCCAAAAUGCAGUUGUCCACUCACCAGCUGACCCUGUACGAAGUGAUACUGAACGACAGCUUAGAACGACCGCUUCACCACGAUACUAAAGUAUUUGAUGUGAUCCUCAACUGGUCGUAUUGGCCGGAGGAGGACCGCAAGCACAACUAUCUGGUGAUACGUCCGAUCGAGAUGCUGCAUGAGAUCCAGCGCGCGGUGAAAAAUCUAGCCACCGUGACGCCCGGCAAGGAGCUACGGUUCGCCGACUACCGCACCAAGACCUUCAAGACGCUGCAGUGCGAGCUGCGCGACGGGAAGAUAGUGGUGUCUAAGAAGGACAAGAACGACAAGACGACUAUUGUGCGCGAGGUGUUCUUGCAGAGCUGCACAGUCUAUUUGGGUUGUGAACGCAAGCGGGACUUUCCUUGGAGCUGGGCCAUCACAUUCGUGGAGCGCACACAGGCGCAAAUCAUGAGAUCGCGCGAUGCUCCCUAUAUUGGCCACGUCCUGGCUGGCAGUGAAUGGAUGGAUCGCACAAUCUGGUACGCUAGCAUCUGGUACUGCCUGUACAAGGACAACAUCCUGCCCCCAGCGGAUAUAAUUUUUAAGUAGAACAAACAUACAUAUAUAUAUCGUGUAAUUUCCUUCUUAAGAGUGCAUUUCGUGUAGGUAUAUUCUGAAUUUAUUCUCCAUAGUUAGGCACUAAAUACUUUAAAUGUACAUAUAUAGGCACUUCCACAAUCCACAAAAAACGAAAGUAGUUUUUGAGGUCAACCAAUUUAAUCGUCAAUUCAGCAGCAAUAUUUUUGUGCUACUAAUUUUUAAAGGUUAGUGCACCGAUGUUUCUUAAAAAGUUUUUUUUUUUUUUUUAUUUACGUGGAAUAUUUUUCUAUUCAUUUUUUUGUUUGAAGUAGACUCUUAAGAGAAAGGUUUAGAACAUGCCCUUUUUAUGAUGUUUUUAAUCAAAAUAAUACAAAAUCGAGCUUGUGCUGCAUUGCAUUCGAAUAUUUCGAGAGCUGGUAUAGAAUAUGCUAGAUUCAGUCAAAUUUGGCCAAUUGGAACCCUUUUUCCUGUAACUGUAUUACAAAAAAGAUUUUAGAGAGCUUUCAAUUUUUUGUCCGCGGUGGACCUUCAUGUGGAAUUCCCCAUAUGAAGAUAGCAACAUUCUGUAAAUAAUUAUUAUGUCCAUGAAUUAUUAUCAAAAAUCAAUAUUCUACAUACACCCUAUGGGAAAGGAUUGUAACGUUAAGCCCAUGUUCCAUUUGUCUACAGAAUAGCUCAUUUCCUGAACUAUCUAGCUUUAUUCUAGACACAGGAAAGCAACUUUUAGUAAGGCCAGGCCGCUUAGUGCAUCAAAUUAUGGUUAAGUUAGUUAUUUUCAGUUUACCCUUCAAGUUACACAGAAAAAGCCCUUAAAGUCCAAGUGCAAGAUAAAUAUUUCAUGGCAAUAAAUCCGAUGUAUUACAAAAAUAUUUUCCUCUUUACUUAUUAUGCCUUGCGGGUAUUGUAAUUUUUGCCCAGAAGUUUGCAACGCAUUCAAAAAGUAUGUAUAUAUUCUUGAUUGGCAUUACGUUACGUUGUCUGUCUGUACGUUAAGCUAUCUCCUUUUAUAAAUGCCAUUUUUUUACGAUUUGAGAAUUUAGGCUUUUACUUUAUCUAUAUUAUUUCAAAUAACUGCCAUACUAUGACACUUUUUUUCAGCACAUAGUAUAUAUUACCUGAGGUUAUUAUUUAUAAUAUGGUUUUCAAUAUUUCAUUACUAUAUCCUACAGCUGCUGAAUGCGAAAAAAAUGUUAAUUAUAUAGGUCAAAGUAAUAAAAUUUAAAAUAAUUUUGUUUGCUUUCAUUUUAUAGGUAAUGAGCUACUAUGUACAUAUAAGUAUUAUAUGUGAGGAACAUCAGCAAACGUUUGGUGUUUUUACAUAUAUAUGUAUGUAUAGGUGUUUCCUUUUGGUCUUGUUAGAUUUUAGUUUUAUUUUGAUCGAAGUGGAUAGAUCUUCAAUGAUCCAAUUGCAAACUGCAAAGGUGGACAAACUUCCCGAAGGCGUCCCGAAGCUAGCUUUCUUUCUUUCCAUAAUUGUUAUUUUACAAAUUUCGUAGAAUAUGUCAUAUGGGAGCUAUAUGAUAUAGU